AUGGACGUCAACCGGACAUCGCCGGCGGCCGAGCAGGCCGGGGGCGAGGCGGGAGAGUUCCGCGACAAGAAAUUCCUCUUCUCGGACGCGCGCGGCGGCGGCCGAGACGUGUGGAUCGUGCGCGGCUUCCAGGUGUCGAAGCUGACGCUGUACCAGGUGCUGACGGUGGCGCUGGGCGCGCUGGCGGUGCUCUUCCUCAUCCUGCUGAUCGCCGUGUCGUGUGAGCAGCCGGCCUGCAUCCAGCAGGCGGCACAGAUGGUCGGCUACAUGAACUACUCGGUGAACCCGUGUGACGACUUCUACGAGUACGCCUGCGGCCAGUUCAGCGUGCGCCACCCGCGCGGCAUCCACAUAAGCUACGGCGUCAGUAACAUGCUGGAGGACUACAACCGCGGCCGGCUGGAGGAGCUCCUGGAGCAGCCGCAAUUUCACGACGACGACUCGGCCACCAGCAAGGCGCGCACGUUCUACACAUCGUGCAUCAACGCCUAUGACCAGAGUGACAACAACGCACGCAGCAUGGUGGACCUGAUCAACUCGCUGGGCGGCAUGGAGCUGUUCGGGACAUGGCAGGAGGACGGCUGGGACUUCCUCCAGACGUUCCAGAAGACCGCCGUGAGCAGCGCCUACAAGGUGGGUGACCCGCUGCACAACUCCACCAUGGACAACUACCGGCGCACCAUCACCAACGUUCUGGAGCUACUGGAGCGCGACAGCCUCGUGCUCGAACGCAAGGAGAUCGUCGACGACAUCGUGGACGUGGAGACGCAGAUCAGCCAACUGGCCCCGGGCAUCAUCGACAUCCUGCCGAGUCCGCGCAACAACGUCAACAUGACGGGGCUCGGCCAGCUCACCGACCGCAUUGACUGGAUGGAGCUGAUGGACGCGCUCUUCGGCAAGGGGUCCAUCACCAACACCGUGUCCGUGCACAUCCCCAGCCGCGACUACAUGACCGGCAUUAACAACCUCAUCAACAAGACCAGCAAGCGCAAGAUGCAGCACUACAUGAUGUGGGCGCUGAUCCGGCAGUACCUGACGGCGCUCGGCCCCAAGUACUCGAUCCUCGGCCAAGAGCUCGAGCACAGCAUCGACGGCCGGGAGACCAAGUCGCGCGAGCAGAUCUGCUACGACCUGCUGCGGACGUACAUGGGCCGCGCCGUGCGCGCGCUCUUCAUCUCGGGUCACAUCGGCGACCAGAAGGUGGAAUCCGUGCGCUCGCUGGUGGCUGACGUGCGCGAUGUGCUCAACGACAGCUUCGGCUGGAUGACAGAGUCGGCGCGCCAGACGUCACAAGAGGUGCUGCGCAACCUGACGGUGCUCUACGGCCACACGCCGUGGAUCACCAACAAGCAGAAACUCGACGACUACUACAAGCACCUGUCGCUCGACACGACCGACUUCUUCCAGAACUUACGCGCCGCCUACGAGUCCCAGUCGAUCGAGUACAAGAGCAAAGGCACCACUAUGGAGGACGAGAGCGAGGCCGAAAACGGCUACUGGAUCAAGUCGGAGCCGUCCGACGUCAAGAUCUCCUUCAGCCCGCUGCUGUGCCCCUGGUACCACCACGAGAACCCCAGCUACAUCAACUCGGCGGCGCUCGGCUCGAUUCUGUACAGCGUGCUGGCUCAGCCGUUCUUGCUGCAGCACCGCACCUUCCGCACGCCCAACUGGUGGGACACCGAGACCACUAACAAGUACAAGGACUACAAGACGUGCAUCCGCGACCGCUUCAGCAAGUACGAGACGCACAUCCACGCGGCUUCCAGAUGA
This is a messenger RNA of Pollicipes pollicipes, 1770 nucleotides long. RefSeq names its product endothelin-converting enzyme 2. Gene Ontology annotation, cellular component: plasma membrane. Lineage: Eukaryota; Metazoa; Arthropoda; Thecostraca; Pollicipedomorpha; Pollicipedidae. The record is from RefSeq and is a predicted model, not a curated record. The transcript has 5 exons. Gene Ontology annotation, biological process: protein processing. The coding region runs from base 1 to 1770 and encodes 589 amino acids. Gene Ontology annotation, molecular function: metalloendopeptidase activity.